AUGGAUACGUUGACCCCUUUUAACGCAACUUUUCGUUUGAGACGUCUGUUGAGCAGUUUUUCGGGGGGUACGCGCUGCGGUUGCAUUCUCCAAGGUAGAUAUGCGGCUCCCUCAUCAGGCGUUCCAGAAACCUCACUGGAUUCCGAGGUUCUCGUGACUGGGGGCAAUGAAGGUCUCAUCGCCAUUUGGAUACUUUCUGAUGAUGGUAAGGUUGAUUUGGUUAACGAAUUUAUCGCUCAUGAUGGGACUGUUAUGGAUUUGGUUGGUAGCCGUAUGGUGGAUCCCUGUAUCGAGGACGAGCAUACUCCGUCUGAGGGCACCGAAAGCACCAUAUCAGACGCUUCUUUGUCAUUCUACACGUGUGGAAGAGAUCGAAUGAUUCAUAAAUUCGAUCUCUCAGGUCGCAAAAUUAGGACUUUUAAAGGACAUGAAGACGUAGUUUGUAGUAUUCAAGAAUUUUCGAAUGGGAAGAACCUUGUAAGUGGCAGCUGGGAUGGCACUGCAAUAGUUUGGGAUGUUUUGACGGGAACAAUAAAAUAUCGCAUCUGUGGAAAUCCAUACAAAUAUUCCGUAUACUGCAACACCAAAUCAGAUGGCACCAUACUCACGGGAAUGACUAAUGGCGACGUGUGUUGUUGGGAAAACGGAAGACUUCGCCAGACGCAGAGGCUCCAUGAUGGGGUCGUGCGCGCAAUAAGCAUUAAGGACGACACAAUCCUGACGUGCUCAAACGACUGUAGCGUGCGGAAGUACUCUGGUGAUAUGAAUCUUAUUUACACUAUACCAGCUGCUCAUCAAAACUUUGUUUACGACGUACGACACUCAAACAAUUUCCCAGUGUUUUUCACUUCUUCUGAGGACAAACAAGUCGGAAUUUGGGAUCUCAGCAAUGGUAAGCUAUUGCAAAUGUUGACAUUCGAAUCGUCAAUCUGGAAGGUGAACGUUUCUAAGGGUUCAAGCUUGAUCGACGCCCAUAGUGCGAUUGGCACAGAAGGGUCAUUCGAAAUGAUCAUGUUCAGGCAAGCUAAUGGCACGAAGGCGUUGGAACGUUUAUCUGCUUUCAACGGAAGUAAAUCACCAACAGUGGGUUCGCAGUCCAAGCCCUAA
Babesia ovata is the source of this 1107-nucleotide messenger RNA. RefSeq names its product phospholipase A-2-activating protein, putative. Gene Ontology annotation, cellular component: nucleus; cytoplasm. Gene Ontology annotation, molecular function: ubiquitin binding. The coding region runs from base 1 to 1107 and encodes 368 amino acids. Gene Ontology annotation, biological process: proteasome-mediated ubiquitin-dependent protein catabolic process; ubiquitin recycling. NCBI's taxonomy places the organism in Eukaryota, Apicomplexa, Aconoidasida, Piroplasmida, Babesiidae. The record is from RefSeq and is a predicted model, not a curated record. The transcript is spliced from 4 exons.